This is a messenger RNA of Purpureocillium takamizusanense, 1701 nucleotides long. RefSeq lists its product as uncharacterized. The record is from RefSeq and is a predicted model, not a curated record. NCBI's taxonomy places the organism in Eukaryota, Fungi, Ascomycota, Sordariomycetes, Hypocreales, Ophiocordycipitaceae. Gene Ontology annotation, molecular function: ATP-dependent chromatin remodeler activity; ATP binding. Bases 1 to 1701 code for a protein of 566 amino acids. The transcript is spliced from 7 exons.
AUGCCGACCAUUUCUGCCGCUAGCUGGAAGGAUCAGUUCAAGCUCAUCAAGAAGAGCAUCCCCGAGGGAGCUGACAGUCGCCGCACGGCAACACAAGAGGUCGAUCUUCAGUACGCCGUGCGGACGACGUUCAAAAGGCUUAUAAAGGCAGAAAACGGUAUGUGGCGACACACCAGAAUGCGCAAUACCUUGUACAGCUACCAGAUCACUGCGACGGCCUGGAUGCUGGACAGAGAGCGCAGCCAGGUAGCGCCGUCUGGUGGGCUGCUUGGUGAUGUGAUGGGUCUUGGGAAGACAGUCAUGACCCUUACUUGCAUGGCUUCGAAUCCGCCGUCGAAGUCGGAUAGCAAAGAGUUCUGGCGCGCAACACUCGUUGUCGUUCCAAACCAAGCGACGGCCAUGCAGUGGAAGACUGAGGUGGAAACGCACAUGAAGAAGCCUGGUUCAAUCAUGGUUUACAACUCCAAGGAAACUAUCCCAAACAGAGAAAUGAAGAAGAAAAGAGUCAUCAUCACCACCUACAACGAGCUCCGCGCCCAGUACCCGAAAGCCGGCACAAUCAAGGAUAUCGAGAAGCGCUAUGCAAGUAAUGAGAGGGCUCUGAACAGGGAGCUCGAAAGAAAGAAAGGAAUCAUGUUCCAGGUGAACUGGUAUCGCAUCGUUUUGGAUGAGGCUCACGCCAUCAAAAACCUCGCGAGUCGAAGCACGACAGUGUGCUGUGCGCUGAAGGGCAAGCAUCGGUGGGCUCUGAGCGGCACUCCACUCUCAAACUCCGUUGAAGAAUUUUAUCCUUAUUUGAAGUUUCUUCGCUGUCACUUCACGGAAAGUCUGGUCUCUUUCAAAAAGACGUACAUGAAAGGGGACGGAUCGAACGACAAUUUUGAGGCCCUGGUCUCGAUGAUCAUGUAUCGCCGAACUUUGAAGGACACAUUUUUAGGUCACCAACUUCUCGAUCUCCCAAAAAGCAACAUCUGUGACAUCUGGGUUCCGCUAUCAAAGCAAGAGAUGAUUCUCGCACGUGAAAUUGUCGAGUACUUCGACCAGAAGAUACGCGCAAUUCAAGCUGCACGACGGAAAGUCAAGAGAAAGCGGGACUUGCCAGAGGAUCGCGAACAGGCCAAUGAAGAAGCCCUUUGGCAAUAUGCCAAGUUCACACGAUUGAGACAAGCAGCCUCUCACGCGUUCAAUUUGGACAGAUUCCUUCGUGAGAAGGUCACGCUGUCCACAAUACAACGCCUGAAACAAGGUUUGUCUACGCUUGGUAGAGAGGUAUCCAUCUUAACGCAACUGUUGACAACCGGCGGCGACACUCGCUGCCUCUCGGGGUACGAGAAAGGGAUUGAUCUUCUUCAAAGCUUACCCGAAGCGGUAUUCGGGGGCAUUUUUGACUGGCAUGGCCUACUUGACCUGAUUGAGAGCGAACAGAGUGUGAAGCACAUCACCUGUUCGCGCUGCAAGCUCCAGACGCCCCCGAUUCGUCCCGUACAGCUGGAGUUGGUAAGUGUCAUUGCGCACGUCUGGAGAAGCACCAGGAAGGAUGUUAACAUGAGUCAAUAUGCAGUGCCGACAUUGCUACUGCGCAGAAUGCUACAUUGUCGCGUUGCAAGAAAGCGCAGCGAUCAACCGACGUCAGGUUCGAGAGAGCCAGGCAUCCUUGGCUAUUUCUACCACCAGCCAGCAAGGUGGAGGAACAUGCAAUGA